Messenger RNA from Leucoraja erinaceus (little skate), 1240 nucleotides. RefSeq names its product beta-crystallin B1-like. The transcript is spliced from 6 exons. Bases 394 to 1068 code for a protein of 224 amino acids. Lineage: Eukaryota; Metazoa; Chordata; Chondrichthyes; Rajiformes; Rajidae. Gene Ontology annotation, biological process: visual perception; lens development in camera-type eye. Gene Ontology annotation, molecular function: structural constituent of eye lens. The record is from RefSeq and is a predicted model, not a curated record.
CCGCUGAGUUUCUCCAGCAUUUUUGAUGCACGUCGCGAUAUAUGUUUUUCCCAAAUGCCCAGCCGUGUUGUUUGAUUUGCAAAACCGCCAUGUCAGUCGCCUCUCCUUUGUGUCAGGUCAGUCGACGAGCAGACCACGGCGGAACAAAGCAAAGUGCUUCAUUCAGCCGUCAGCGAACUGAGAUUAUUCCACCUCGCCGGCUGGGAAAAAUACUAGCCUGCAAUAUGUGAUGACUGCGAAAUUUGGACAGUGGAGAGUGAUGAGUUGUCAGAAGCAUUGUCUGCUGGAGUUCCGCGACUGCAUUUGCCAGAGUAUAAAUCAAGCCCCGUCUCUCCGUCUGACAUCAGGUUGGACCAGCAAUCCGCAGCUUCAUAUCGUACGUGAGGGUGCAGAAUGUCUCAGACCACAAAGAGCACCACGCAGGAUAAGGGCAGUGCCCCAGUUGCCACCCCAGGCUUCAAGAACCCGAAGACCAGAGAACCAGCCAUGGGCAACUUCAAGAUCUACAUCUACGAGCAGGAGAACUUCCAGGGGCGAUUCAUCGAGUUCUCCAGCGAGUGCGUCAACCUGUGUGACCGCAACUUCGACAGAGUGGGCAGCGUCCGCGUGGACUGUGGGCCCUGGGUUGCUUACGAGCAAGCAAAUUUCCGUGGCGAGAUGUUCAUCUUGGAGAAGGGCGAGUACCCACGCUGGGAUUCCUGGUCCAACAGCUACAGGAGUGACCGCUUCAUGUCCUUCCGCCCUGUCUGUAUGGAUAACCAAGAGCAUAAAAUCAGCCUGUACGAAAUGGCCGAGUUCCAAGGGAACAAGAUGGAGAUCAUGGAAGAUGACAUUCCCAGUCUGUGGGCCUAUGGAUUCAGUGACCGAGUGGGCAGUGUGAGAGUCCACAGUGGAACAUGGGUCGGCUACCAGUACCCUGGAUACAGGGGCUACCAGUACCUGUUUGAGAUGGGAGACUUCAAACACUGGAAUGAAUGGAGCGCUCAGCAGCCUCUGAUGCAGUCCAUCCGCAGACUGCGAGACAUGCAGUGGCAUCAGAAGGGUUGCUUCCAGGUGACCAGCAAGUGAGAACGUUCCACGGCCCACCACCCAGCUUGGACUCGCGUUCAGACGAAGGUUUCGACCCCCAUUUUUAAAUCACUUGGAGCUGGCGAUUUCUCUGCACUUUACAAUGUAAAGCAGGUUUUGUUUCAGAAUCCCAAAAUGUACUCUUGUGAUGCAAAUAAAGAAAGUGGAUGCA